Colossoma macropomum (tambaqui) is the source of this 990-nucleotide messenger RNA. It is a transcript of the gene vsx1, whose product is annotated as visual system homeobox 1 homolog, chx10-like. Gene Ontology annotation, molecular function: DNA-binding transcription factor activity, RNA polymerase II-specific; sequence-specific double-stranded DNA binding. The transcript has 5 exons. The record is from RefSeq and is a predicted model, not a curated record. The coding region runs from base 1 to 990 and encodes 329 amino acids. Gene Ontology annotation, cellular component: nucleus. Gene Ontology annotation, biological process: regulation of transcription by RNA polymerase II. Lineage: Eukaryota; Metazoa; Chordata; Actinopteri; Characiformes; Serrasalmidae.
AUGGAGAAGACGCGAACGCACGGGCCCGGAGGGCUGCGCGCGAAAGGUUUCGCCAUCACGGACUUGCUGGGGCUGGACGCGGACGGCGCGAGCGGCGGCGGCGGCGGGAUCGGGGGCGCGUGCCCGAGCGCGGUGGCAGGCGCGUGCCCGGGCGGCGGCGUGGGCGCGGUGGGCGCGUUCCCGUUCCCGCUCGGUCUGGGCUUCCUGUGCAGCCUCGCGGCGCAACAGCAGCAGCAGCAGCACCAGCAGCAGAGCGCGCGCGGCUUCAUACCGGCUCACGUGCCUCUGCUGCAGGCGCGAGCCGAGCCGCCCUACGUCGAGCAGCGCGAGGAGUUCUCCGAUGACGACUGUCUGUCUGGUGACCGUAACGAUGGGAAAAGCUCUGGCAGCUCACAGAAGAGGAAGAAGAGGAGACACAGGACAGUGUUCACGUCUCACCAGCUGGAGGAGCUGGAGAAGGCCUUUAAUGAAGCCCACUAUCCGGACGUUUAUGCGCGGGAAAUGCUGGCCAUGAAGACAGAGUUACCAGAGGACAGAAUACAGGUGUGGUUCCAGAACCGACGGGCUAAGUGGAGGAAGCGGGAAAAGUGCUGGGGCCGCAGCAGCGUGAUGGCCGAGUACGGACUCUACGGCGCCAUGGUCCGUCACUCCAUCCCUCUACCAGAGUCCAUCAUCAACUCCGCCAAGAACGGCAUGAUGAGCUCCUGCGCUCCCUGGCUGCUAGGUGAGCCAGCAGGAAUGCACAAAAAGUCCUUAGAAAUGACCAAGAAGUCCCCCGGCACACCCGAUUCCACACGUUCCGACUCGUACUCAGAAGACGUGAAAGGGAAGAACAGCGACCUCUUGUGGUCAGGAGGUCCUACUGCAGUUGACGACCCGGAGGACAUGGCCAUAGAUUUGUCCAGCACGGCCAAGCAGGAGACCAAGAGCACUUUGAAAACAUCGCCGAUCCACACUGAGCCCAACAGCGACUCAGAGAACGAGAACUGA